This is a messenger RNA of Betta splendens (Siamese fighting fish), 3807 nucleotides long. RefSeq names its product solute carrier family 25 member 36-A-like. Gene Ontology annotation, biological process: pyrimidine nucleotide import into mitochondrion. The record is from RefSeq and is a predicted model, not a curated record. Bases 411 to 1346 code for a protein of 311 amino acids. NCBI's taxonomy places the organism in Eukaryota, Metazoa, Chordata, Actinopteri, Anabantiformes, Osphronemidae. The transcript is spliced from 7 exons. Gene Ontology annotation, molecular function: pyrimidine nucleotide transmembrane transporter activity. Gene Ontology annotation, cellular component: mitochondrion.
CGGCUUCACAGUCGAUGAUAAACAUUGGUACCGGGCUCUCGGGGCUCUCAGUGAGCAGAGGCGCGUCGACCUGAAGGCAGCCAAGCGUCGUCCGCGGUCGGUGUAACGGGAGCGACUCUCUGACGGCACUCACGCCCAUCCCACGGUUAAACAUUUCGCAAGGAGGAGACGCAAACCUGUCGCUCUGACAUCGGCCUUUUACCUACCGGGAACCCGUUAGCUUCGCGGCUAACGACAGCUAGCUUAGUUAGCUUCUCUGUCACAGCCUCGUUUUUGACCUCCACCGCAAGACAGGCGUUCUGAAGAUCAUUUACGUGCUAGUUUGGGGAUCGCUGCCCCCCUGCUUCACCACGCCCGGCCCCGUUAUCCCCGUGUGGUGCCCUGUGGACGGCUCCCGAAUAUGAUAAAUAAUGAGUCAAAGAGAUACUUUGGUUCAUCUAUUUGCUGGAGGAUGUGGGGGCACUGUAGGAGCCAUAUUGACUUGUCCACUGGAAGUAGUGAAGACCCGUCUACAGUCCUCCUCCAUCACCCUGUAUGUGUCUGAGGUUCAGCUCAGCACAGUCAACGGGCCCAGCGUGGCCCGCAUGUCUCCUCCAGGCCCCCUGCACUGUCUCAAAUUGAUACUGGAGAAGGAGGGACCUCGCUCGCUGUUCAGAGGCCUGGGGCCAAACCUGGUGGGCGUGGCACCUUCCAGAGCAAUCUACUUUGCUGCUUACUCCACUGCCAAAGAGAAACUGAACGGUGUGUUGGAACCUGACUCCACACAGGUACACAUGGUGUCGGCUGGAAUGGCAGGUUUUACAGCCAUCACUGCGACCAACCCAAUAUGGCUCAUAAAGACCCGUCUACAGUUAGAUGCUAGGAACCGAGGCGAACGCAGGAUGAGUGCGUUUGAGUGUGUGCAGCGGGUCUAUCGGGCCGACGGCCUGCGAGGCUUCUACAGGGGAAUGUCGGCGUCCUACGCCGGCAUCUCUGAGACUGUGAUCCACUUUGUGAUUUAUGAAAACAUCAAACGGCGUCUCCUGGAGGCCAAAGCGCCACAAAACAUGGAGGAGGAGGAGGAGGCGUCCAAAGACGCUUCAGACUUUGUUGGGAUGAUGCUCGCUGCUGCCACUUCAAAGACAUGUGCCACAACUAUUGCCUAUCCUCACGAGGUGAUCCGGACCAGGUUACGUGAGGAGGGCACCAAGUACCGCUCAUUUUUCCAGACUUUAACUACAGUGCCCAAAGAGGAGGGCUAUCGUGCUUUGUACCGCGGCCUCACCACACACCUGGUGCGGCAGAUUCCCAACACCGCCAUCAUGAUGUGCACCUAUGAGCUUGUAGUCUAUCUCCUCAACGGUUAAAGCCCCACCCCCAUCUUAGACGGUGUGUGUAACCCUGACCCUGUUCAGAGACAGAACCGGAAUGAGCACGACUGCACACCAACCUACUUACCAGAAGAGGACAGAAACGUCACACUGAGCUUUGUGUCGGUGACACGAGUGGUAGUUUUCUAACCAAAAGGGUCUGGAGUGAGGAGGAGGUCUGAAAAGAUUGUAACUGGUUCAGGUUUCUAGGUUUAGCAGUAGCAAAGAAACUGUUACUCUGUUUUUAUUUAAUUCCAUCCCUUCCAACCUUUUACUUCUGUAUGUUGCUUGUGGAAGCCCAGAUGUAGAGCGCUGAAGAGAGAUUCUCUAUAUUCUGCCUCUGCCAGUACUAAUAAGAGGAGGGGUACAGUGAUUCCAGUCUUUACUACCUAGUGGAUGUAAGACCCUCUUCAGCUGUAGGCUUUGUCGUCAUGCUGAUGGUCAUGUGUAAUCUUUGUUAACAGUGUCAUGUAGCAUUCCCUGCAUCCCUCAGAGGCCCAGAUUAAUGGAAUAAUAGGUAGGCUCCACACGAGGCAGGGAGGUGGGGGCUGAACCUUGUGAACACGUGACGUGGCCUGUGACAGCUGUUGGAGCUGGUUGACCUGUUGCAGCAAAGAUGUAGAAAUGUAGCUGUACACUGGUAUUGUGUGGUGAAUGUUUUAUAUAUAUCGACAUAGACACACUGUCAUAAAAGUUUUCAGUAACCAAAUACUAGUGAUGUCCUCAUAAUUUAAGAAUUGACAUGCAUUUACUGCUCUUUACAUAAAUGGCCACAUGACUGGUAUGCGCUUGCCUGUUACAGCUGACGUCUGGUCUUCAACACUUAAGAGCAGUCACUCAAAGUGUAAAGACUCACCAACCUGAACCAGAACCUUAUCCUCCAUUCUAACAACUGGAAUGUAAAUAAAAAAGGAGGGAUAACUUUAAUUAAUGCAAGAGUUUAGACUGACCAAUAUUUUGAAAUAAAAUAAAUACAGUUAACACGUUUUAAUGAAUUCUAACAUAUUAAAAUCUAUAUUAAAAACGCCUGCGUGACCUGACCAAGUUGCAUCUGUCUGCUUUUGGUAAAAUGAAAACGUAGUUUCUUUAGAGUGGAAGAGGUUUGGUAGAUGUUAGUUGUUACCGUCUUCUCAAACAUUGAUGUUCUCCUAGUAUUUAACAAAUCUUCAUCUCGUGUUUUUUUUUUUUGUUUGUUUUUUUUUUGGGAAUCCAAGCUAGUUUUACAAGCGAGGACAAUCCUCUGGAGUUUACGCUGUGGAAGAAUACGCACAUUAAUAACAUGCAGAUCAGUAUGAAAAUAAAAGUACAACAAAAAAGAUUUUUAUUAAUCAGUCAUUAGAGGAAAACAUUCCCUGCAUCUGGACUGGUUAUAAAAUGGAACUGUUGUUUUGUCAGGAUGUCUGUUAAGGUAUGAGAAGGUGCUUGGUCUCUGCGUCACAUGCAUUUGUUUUUGUUUUGUUUUUCACUUUUUUUUUUUUUAAUCUCCUUUUUCAAACAGUGAAGCUGACAAGAACUGUGUUUUGACUUCCAUAUUAAUUCCUGGCAACUGUGCCACUAAUGUUCCUUUAUGCAUUUCUGUAAUCAGGCCACACCAGAAGCUCUGUAAUAUUUACAUGCAUGGCUUUGCACCAAUCACUGUCUGUCUGUAAAAGCCAAGGCCGUUGCAGUAAAGUUAAUUUAACAUUUAACAUUUGACGGCCUGAUGGGUCAUUGUGCUGGUGUGAGGUCACUGGGCUGUUGCUCACUUACUUGGUGCCGUUGUGCUGUAGAUUGCAGAACCAGCUCGAGUGUCCAGCCCCAAAGAGCUGAAGAUAUGUUUCCACUGAUGCUAUUGAAGGACCGUUCAGUGUGAAGCUCUCAGCUUUGCAGAAAUGCAUAAAGGAACAUGAAGGACGCAGCAGUUAAACCUCGUCUGAUGCUGUUAGAGAUGCUAACAGACUAACUGCUAAUCAUUGCGCUGCUGAUGUAGUCGGUGGAGACUCCGUGGGAGCCACUGUUGCUGCUAGUGAUUAGACGCUUGUGUUUCAGUGCGACGGCUACACUCCCAUUGUUUCAAAAAUCGUAACUAAAUUGACAGUCAGUUCACCCAUUUUAUUUUGUCUUAUUUGCUUUUGUCUAACUACAAACAAUUGUUUUUUUUUAUUUUCAAACCUAAUAAAUCUGAACUUUAAAUUCCAAAUAUACGCAGAGAAAAUCCUAUUCUCUUUGCGUCACCCGAUUCUUUAUCCGAAUAUUUCUAUGCAUUUCCUUCACUGUGUUAGUGUCUGUGGUUUGUCAGAUGCAUCCCAUGGUUUCCCAUGCAGUGUGUGCUAGUAAGUGAGUGUGUGUUGCCUGUGUUUGCUUGAUGACAAUUAUGUCAUUCAGUCGUGUGAAAGAGACCAUAACCGUAUGUAUGCACAUACAGGAACUGCUGCAAACAGUGUUGCUUUCUUUUUCAAAUAAAUUUGUCUCGUCCUGA